Molecule: messenger RNA, 1476 nt
Organism: Cordyceps fumosorosea ARSEF 2679
Lineage: Eukaryota; Fungi; Ascomycota; Sordariomycetes; Hypocreales; Cordycipitaceae
Product: 3-phytase B precursor
Exons: 2
Coding region: 1-1476 (491 amino acids)
Molecular function (GO): acid phosphatase activity
Source: RefSeq, a predicted model, not a curated record
AUGGAUAGUAAGCGCAGCAGAGACUACAAGUACUCGACCGUCAACCACGACGAGCCGGGCGAUGUGCGGAUCGAAGCCCUCGGCGAUUCCACGACAAACAGACGUCCCACGAAGACGCUUCUCACGGUUGCGAUGGGCUCAACACUAAUCGCAGCGGCCCUCUUCCUUGCCAUUGGGGGCCGCGCUUCCAAAUGCUGCACCGAAAAGGCGACCUGCUCAGGUUCGCUCGGCACCUGGGGACAAUAUUCACCCUGGGCCCCUGCGCCGUCCAAGGUCGACCCCGCGAUCCCGCCCGAAUGCAAGGUCACGUUUGCUCAGGUGCUGUCGCGACACGGCUCCCGCGGACCGACGGCUGACAAGGGAGCCAAGUAUGCAGCCUUCGUCGAGGAGCUGCAGGACUCCAUCACCGAAUACGCGGAGGGAUUCAAAUUCUUGAAGGACUACAAGUAUGACCUCACUACCGAUGAUUUGUCGCCGUAUGGCGAGAAUGAAAUGGUUGAGUCGGGCAAGCUCUUCUACAGCCGCUACAAGAACUUGGCCGCCAAGACGGAGCCCUUUGUCCGAGCUUCUGGGUCUGGCCGCGUCAUAAUGUCGGCGCAAAACUUUACUCAAGGCUACUACGGCGCGCAGGGCCGCAACGGCGACGACUUUGCCGCGCGCAUCCUGGUGAUCCCUGAGGAAGAAGGGUACAACAACACGCUGGAGCACGGCAGCUGCAAGCUGUUCGAGGAGGGCCCCGGCAAGAAGGAGGGCAGCGCGAAGCAGAAGAAGUGGAAGGAAAUCUGGGUGCCGCCCGUGCAGAAGCGGCUAAGCGAGAAGCUCCCCGGCGCCGAGUUUGACAUUGAAAGCACCGUGUACUUUAUGGAGCUCUGCCCGUUCGAGACGGUCGCCUCCCCGUCGCUGGCACUGUCGCCCUUUUGCCGGGCCUUCUCAGUGGACGAGUGGCGCAGCUACGACUACCACCAGUCGCUCGAAAAGUGGUACGUGUACGGUCCCGGGCGCGACCUCGCGUCGUCGCAGGGCGUCGGGUUCGUCAACGAGCUGCUCGCGCGGCUGACGGGCCAGCCCGUGCGCGACCACACGUCGACCAACUCGACGCUGGACGGGUCGCCGGCGACGUUCCCGCUGGACCGCGCGCUGUACGCCGACUUCAGCCACGACAACGGCAUGAUGACUGUGUUCACGGCGCUGCGGCUGUUCGAGGGCACGGAGGACCUGCCGACGACGCGGCGGGCGUCGCCGGAGCAGCUGGGCGGGUACUCGGCGUCGUGGGCGGUGCCAUUUGGGGCGCGCAUGUACGUGGAGAAGUUGCAGUGCGGUGGUGGUGACGAGGAGCUGGUGCGGAUCUUACUUAAUGACCGCGUGGUGCCGCUGCACGGGUGCGACGCGGAUGAGCUGGGUCGCUGCAGGCUGGACAAGUUUGUCGAGUCGAUGAAGUUUGCGACGAGCGGUGGUGAAUGGAGUCGCUGCGGAUGA